UUAAUAGAUUGAUCGUUGAUCAGCUUUAAAAUGUCUACUAUGAAAGUUUGCGUGCUAUUCAGACCUCUGAAUCCGAAGGAACUAUCUGAGUUCGGAGAUGCUGUCUCUGUUCAAGGAAUUAACUCUGAGUCCUUCAUAGUCAAGGAUGAAAAGGAACAGGAAUUUGAUUUUACCUUCGACAGAGUUUUCUAUCAAGGAUCUGAACAAGCUGAUAUAUAUGAAUUUCUAGCUCUGCCUAUAGUCCAAGGUGCCCUAGAUGCAAUAAACGGUACAAUUAUCACUUAUGGACAGACAGGAGCAGGAAAGACAUAUAGCAUGGAGGGACCAAGCAUUGUAGAUUGUGAAAGCAAGACGAAAGGCCUAUUGCAGAGAGUGGUGGAUGGGCUUUUUGAGGCCAUAACGAAUUCAGAGAAACCUAGCAAAUACACAAUCAAAUUAUCAAUGGUAGAGAUCUACAUGGAGAAAGUAAGAGAUCUCUUUGAUUCAUCGAAGGACAAUAUACAAAUAAAAGAGAGUAAAGUUCAUGGAAUUGUUCUAAAUGGAGCAACAGAAGUAGCUAUAUCCAACUCUGCAGAAGCAUUGCAAAGCUUGUCUAGUGGGAUAGCUAAUAGAGCAGUCGGAGAAACACAAAUGAAUAUGUCGAGCAGCAGAAGCCAUUGCCUCUACAUAUUUACUGUCCACCAAGAUCUUACAAAGGAUAAAAGGACCAAAUUUGGAAAGCUGAUACUCGUAGACUUGGCGGGGUCAGAAAAAGUUGAGAAGACUGGAGCUGAAGGUAAAAUUCUUGAAGAAGCAAAGACCAUCAAUCAGUCCCUCACAGCACUUGGGAAAGUGAUAAAUGCUAUGACUAGCAGCACUCCAGGAAAACCAACUCAUAUUCCUUAUCGUGAUUCUAAGCUCACUCGAAUCCUACAAGAUGCUCUUGGUGGAUGCUCUCAGACUGCAUUACUUUGCUGUUGCUCUCCAAGCCCUUCCAAUUCUUCAGAGAGCCUCUCCACCCUGCGAUUUGGUGCUAGAGCGAAGCAUGUAAAGGCAUCUGUACAUGUUAGUUGCAAGGAAGAUCUAGACAAUACCAAGGAUGCCACAGUCUAUACUUAUGUAGACGAGUCCAGGGAGAGAAUAUUGGCCAAGCUGAGAGAGAGAAUGACUGCCGAUGAUGUUCAAUUGCUUGAGAAAUUAUUUGUACUGGAGGGAAUUUUCUUUGAUCCCAAUUCAAUUGACGAGAUAGAAGCCACAUAUGAAGAUGUUACAUCAAGGACAAUCUCAUCAUUGCAUAAAGCCGUGGAAGAGCUGAGUACUGGUGUAGAGAAGCUGAAAAAGGAGAAUGUCGCUCUUAAGGCCAGCUUGAAAGUUUCUGAAGAGUUUUAUCAACAUCAACUCGAAAGAAGGUCGCUCUGCUUCAUUCUCUGAUUGUAAUUAUGGACCUUCAUUUUUAAAGACUGCAUUUAAGACAUGAAUAUUGGAUUCGAUAAUAGGUUACUUGUCAUCUCAUGACACUUUCAUUUUUUGGACAUGUAAAGGAAGCCUUAAAAGUUAGCAAUUCGUGGAAGCAACUUCCCGUUUUGCUUGCAGGAAGGAUUGAAGUUUUUUGGGCCCA
Molecule: messenger RNA, 1597 nt
Organism: Solanum verrucosum
Lineage: Eukaryota; Viridiplantae; Streptophyta; Magnoliopsida; Solanales; Solanaceae
Product: kinesin-like protein KIN-1
Exons: 15
Coding region: 31-1410 (459 amino acids)
Biological process (GO): microtubule-based movement; cytoskeleton-dependent intracellular transport
Cellular component (GO): microtubule; kinesin complex
Molecular function (GO): ATP hydrolysis activity; plus-end-directed microtubule motor activity; ATP binding
Source: RefSeq, a predicted model, not a curated record